Messenger RNA from Zygotorulaspora mrakii, 960 nucleotides. It is a transcript of the gene FAF1, whose product is annotated as Faf1p. The transcript has a single exon. The record is from RefSeq and is a predicted model, not a curated record. The coding region runs from base 1 to 960 and encodes 319 amino acids. Gene Ontology annotation, biological process: maturation of SSU-rRNA from tricistronic rRNA transcript (SSU-rRNA, 5.8S rRNA, LSU-rRNA). Lineage: Eukaryota; Fungi; Ascomycota; Saccharomycetes; Saccharomycetales; Saccharomycetaceae. Gene Ontology annotation, cellular component: nucleolus.
AUGGACACCACCGAAGAGGGCUACUCCAAGAUGUUGGAAUUGCAAAGACUCGCAUUUGAAAAACAGUUCGGAACGCUAGAAUCUCUUGGUUACGAAGAUAAAACAAAGACAGAGACAGAGACAGAGUUGCAGAGCAAUCGCAGCAGCACAAGCGGAAGCGACGCCAGCAGCGAUGAAGACGACGAGGAAGACGAAAAAUACUACACCGACACUGAUGAUGCCAGUGAAGCAGGCCCCGACAGCGAAGACGACGCCCAGCAACAUGUGAAACAGCCCCGAGUUAUAAAAUUCAACGGACCAAGCGACACUUACGUGCCACCCACCAGGCACGAAAUCAAACAACUCAGAACGGGCAGGCCAUUGAAGACACACCCAGACGAGAACGCACACAAGAGAAAGACCGAAAACCCUAGCGGAAACGCCAGCGACGAAGAAGAUAACGAGGCUGAAAACCUGAAGAACGAUCUCGAGCUGCAGCGGUUUCUCAAAGAGUCUCAUCUCCUGAACGCAUUCGAUUCCAACUCGUACGACGACGACACCAUAGUCGGCAAGGCAAGAUCGCGCACGCUGGAAAUGAGACUGAAGACAAUCUCCGCGACCAACGGCCGCCAUCAAAAACUGAACAAGCUGGAAAAAGUACCCAUAAACAUAAGGAAGGGCAUGAUCAACAAACACAUGAAGAAGAUUGCACAGCACGAACAAGAAGCAAGAGAUGGCGGUGUCGUUUUAUCACACAUCAAAAAGGGAGAGUUCAGGAAGAUUGACGCAACAUACAAAAAUGACAUAGAGAGAAGAAUUGGCACAACCAUAAAGAAACAGCACCAUUCCGACCGUAAGAACCGCCAAAGAGGCCUAAAGAUCAACACCGUUGGUCAAUCGACGAGAAACGGUCUGAUCAUAUCGAAGCAUGACAUAGAACGAAUCAAUGGCGGCAGCAACCACAAAAAGAGCAGAAGAUGA